This is a messenger RNA of Solanum stenotomum, 999 nucleotides long. RefSeq lists its product as uncharacterized. Bases 1 to 999 code for a protein of 332 amino acids. Gene Ontology annotation, molecular function: zinc ion binding; nucleic acid binding. The record is from RefSeq and is a predicted model, not a curated record. NCBI's taxonomy places the organism in Eukaryota, Viridiplantae, Streptophyta, Magnoliopsida, Solanales, Solanaceae. The transcript is spliced from 4 exons.
AUGGAGCCCGAGUCAUUGAACCGUAGUAGCAAUAUGGUUGAGGAAAUAAGGAAUGAGAUUCAUAAGGAGCGUAUCAGGAAAGAGAUCGUUGCAGAAGAGGUUGCUCAAAAGCAGAUGUUGGAGUUGGAAGUAAGGAGAGAAAUUAUGAUGGAAAGAGAAAUAACAAUGUUUGGAGGAGAUAGAUUUGCUUCAUUCUUCAAGAAUCAGGCUAAUUCCAUGUCGUUUAAGGAAAAGUUGGGAAUGGGCGUCUCUACUGUGUCUAGACAUGACAUGGAUCACAUAUCAGAGAUUCAUUUUCGCCACCGUGCUGUGGAACCAAAUAUUUCAACAUUGAAUCAAAGUCCAAAGGCAGAAAUUUUAGAAGUGCUACCACCUAGCCUUAGCAAAAUUUUGUUGGAAGUCAAACCCACUUCUUGUUACAAACUCUCCGAGAAGCCAAAUUCACUUCUUUUCCGCUUCUUUGCUCCAUCUUUGCUCUUGCUUAAAAAAACUCGUUUUAUGAUUGCGAAAGCUAAUGCUAAGCCUGACACAAUUUUCUCUGGAGAAAAACUGAAAGCUAUAACUCUAACUGAAGAGGUUGCUGACAAGCAUGUGAAAAAUGUUACGGAGUGGAAUUGUGAACUCUGUCAGGUAAGUACUACAAAUCAAGAUUGCCUGAAUGCCCACUUCCAUGUGAAAAAACACAAACGCAAGGAGGAGAACAAAAAUUGGAGGAUUGGUCUUUUUCCAAAGAAAUCAAAAUUCAUCCAGCUUGUGGAGCGUCCUUGUGAUGAUAUGAUAUCAAGUCCAAACGUUAAUGAUCCACCAUCCUUGUUGAUAGAUAACAAUGCAGAUGACUUGAGAAACAACACAGCUAAUGAAAAGGAAAACAAUAGGGAUUUCACAUUUUGGUGUGAGACAUGCAAAAUAGGGACCUUCUCUGAAAAGACGAUGGAGGCACAUAGGUUAGGAAAGAAGCAUGUUCGGCAUCUUCAACAACUUACUGGAAAAGACAAGUAG